Glarea lozoyensis ATCC 20868 is the source of this 1806-nucleotide messenger RNA. RefSeq lists its product as uncharacterized. The record is from RefSeq and is a predicted model, not a curated record. The transcript has a single exon. The coding region runs from base 1 to 1806 and encodes 601 amino acids. NCBI's taxonomy places the organism in Eukaryota, Fungi, Ascomycota, Leotiomycetes, Helotiales, Helotiaceae.
AUGUUCAAGGACAUAUCGAACGACGGUAUGUUUACCCGUCAACGUAUUCAAACAGAAGGCAAACCACCUUAUUGGAUACACGAACUGAAACCAACAUUCGAAGGUCAAAAGAACUCUACUCGACGACUGACGCUUAGUCGAAGUGUACCGGACAUUCUCAAUCGAAGACGUCUCUUGACCCAGAGAGAACUAGACCAUGAAGGGUACACCGAGAUGACGGGAUUGUGCCACUAUAUCCGGACUAAAUAUGGCACACUAAUUCCCUUUGCCGCAGUAGCAACUCCCCAAGACAUGCAAGAGAUGGGCUGCUGGAAAGACAUCCAGGAAUUGAGAAAGAUGAUCACCCAUCCUGACUUUGAAGCGCAAUGCAAAGCGUGGUCCAAGACAAAGCACCCAGAGCAGAGAGGACGCUCGUAUGACCGUGCUGCAACUGAAGGUAGAUACAAACGAACAGUUCAACUUGGAUCAAUUGCUUGCAAGAUGAGACCCGAGAAUUACAAGUUCGAUGCUCAUCUCUCCAAGACUGGAGCACGCAUUCUCAAGUACAAGUUUCCCGAGAGAAAUACUGACACUUUAGUUAGAGAUUGGGCUUGUAACGCGGCUAUCACUAUAGGCCACCACGACAAUCAAGAGUUGAACGCCAUUCAGCUGAAUUCCUCAUCAGUCAGCGUCGAGCAAGAUGGAGAUCUUUCAGACGACAUCAAGCAAUUUGGCGGUCUCCACAUCGAUGGCGGCGACAACCCUCUCGCCUUCACAGUCAUGAUCAACCUGUCAAACUACCCUGAAGAUUACUUUCCCGGCCGGUUUAACAUCACAAGCGUGCGACUAACCUGCACACUCCCAGCCGGUUCUGCACUUGUCUUCUCAGGUCGUCACCCUCAUUUCGGCACCGGCGGUGGCGUCUACGAAGACUCGGUCCUCCGCGACAAAAACCACCCACUUCGCCAUCGCAUGCCCAGAUACUGCGAACUCGACCUCCUUCCACCCGAGAACAUCUACCUUCGCGCAUGCGGCGUCAUGUACCCUAGUCUGCGCUUCACAAAAGCUAGGAUGGAUCUCAUCAACCCCGAGAUGAUCUCCGAUCAAGCCCUCGCUGUCUUCGGCACGCUGCAGAAUUUGCAAGAAUUUAGAUUGCGGUAUUUCAUGCGCAAGACGUUCGAGGAACUCGAGGAUAAAACUCAGUUCAAGCGUGACCCAGGAUACCGGACCGAGCGCUUUGAAUGGUACAAUGAACUAGACGACCAAGAAAUCGGAUUCGGCUGGAUCAAUGAGAAGGGUACACUUGAGUUUCCUCGUCGCUGGAUCGCACAGAUGGUUAUUGAUUACAUUGGUAAACCUGACCCAGAUAAAGACCGCCAACUGGCUUAUCACAAGGAAGUCCGCUGCGGAACUUUCUUCAGAGCUCAGGAUAGCAUGCCAGUCGGUCCAGCUGACCCAGUUACUACAGUCACAAACGGAACCGCUGAUCUCACACUGACUUCCGACGAUGAACCUUCUUCUACUUCAGCAGGUAAGCGAGCUGCUGGAACGACUGCAGCUGAACCGCCGGCGAAGAAGCGCAAGACUGAUACACAACAAGUCGUCGCGAUUCCCGCACAGGCUGAACCUGAGCCCGAGAAGAAGAAGAAGAAGGGCAAGAAACAGUUGCAGGUCAAGAAUGCUGCGAGGAUCGAUGUGCAGAAUCCCGGGUUUGAGAUUGCCUAUGAUCCAAGCGUUGAUUUUAUACCGAACAGGUCACUGCUUGAUCAGGGAGCUAGGGUUGUUGAGGAAGAUAGGAUGGUCAAUUGGAUUAAGAACCUUCGAUAG